AUGUCAUAUGUUGUAAAGACUUUAUAUACAGUGGUCGAUGAGUUAGCUCAGUUAGGUAGAAGUGUCAUAUCUCGUCUUGUGAUUGCCUGGUUCGAAUACUACAUGUCCGGAAUUCAAAAUUUGUUUCAUAGUAGCAGAGUUAACAGAAUUUUAUUUCUCAAGACAGUUGAUUCGAAAGUGAAAUUCAGCCGAUCGUCGGAACAUCAUCAUUUUUGCAAGAAUGGUCUUGAAAAAGCAUCGGAUACCAAGCGCAAUUCGUUCGAAUGUCUGCCAGUUGGAAUAUACGAAGUGGCCCGAGUUCCAAAGUUAAGUGAUUUAAUACGUUCGGGAGCCAUUUCUUAA
This is a messenger RNA of Helobdella robusta, 342 nucleotides long. RefSeq lists its product as hypothetical. NCBI's taxonomy places the organism in Eukaryota, Metazoa, Annelida, Clitellata, Rhynchobdellida, Glossiphoniidae. The record is from RefSeq and is a predicted model, not a curated record. The coding region runs from base 1 to 342 and encodes 113 amino acids. The transcript has 4 exons.